CACAUUAUUUAUACGAAUAAGCAAAAAUAUUGUACCAUAGACUCGUUAGUCGCAGCUGAUAAUGAGCCCUUGGUUUUUAUAAUUAAUAAACAAUUUAAAGGCAUGUUCAUGUAUUUGUACAUGUACAGCUAACGGCGGAUUUUACGGUGUAAAUAAUCCGGGGAUUAAAGUUCGUUGUUGUAACGCGACGAGGCAACUUCGUUAUUAAAUAAUUCGCGACGAGAGGAUAAAUAAAUAAAUAAAGAAAUAAAGUUGUUUUUUAACGUAAAAAAGAUUUGUAUAAACGAAGUUCACAUGUUUGCUAAAAAUUUCACUACUUCAAACGUCAAACUGACCGAAACCAGCUGCGGUAAAUUAUUCGGUGAAAAGUGCUGCAGUUUGUGAUCGUCAAAGUGAUAACGGAGAAGAGAACGUCGAGUGUAAAAAUCGUUUGUUGAUCCCUUCCUUGAUCGCCGAUUCUAUUCAAGCCUUUGCUCAACGAGCAAGAGUAACACUUUCUCUCUGUCUCUUUUACUUCUUUACCUUCUCUUCUUACCCUUCUUCAACUAUCCCAACACCGUCGCACCAAGGAUUAGGACUUACUACUGAGUUUCCGAUCCAAAGGCACAACUUCCGACCGCACUGCGCUUGGCAGCGAGUUCAGAACCCAAUCCCUCCCACAAAAAGCAGUGCAGCGCAGGAUCAGCAGGAAGACUACGCCAGAUCAUAGCCAACCGUUUCCCAGCUUAUCUUAACCGGAGUAAUUUCUUUUAGCUCGCUUACCGCAGCCAGAUUUAAACACCGCGCCGACAUCGUAGGAUGGUAGAAGGUGAACCCGACUCAAAGCACAAUCGUAAGAGUGAUGUAAAGGACGAUCGCCCAAACGGCUGUGGUUCAAAAGACCUAGAGCUCGCACGUUUAGGGACAAAGGGCAAGACUCUCGAUCCCGAGAAAGGAUCCUUUGAAAAAGCUGAUUUCGAAAAGGCUAUCGAACUUACCGGAUAUGGCAAGUUCCACUACUUCCUGCUCGCAGUAUGCGGGUUGGUCAGUACGAGCGAGGAGAUGGAUGUAAUUUCCAUGUCCUACAUUUUGCCGAGUGCACAAUGUGACCUGGAUCUCGAUACCCACAGGAAGGGAUGGAUGAGCUCCAUCAUAUUCAUAGGGAUGAUGGUCGGUGCCUACGCGUGGGGUUCAGUGGCAGACGCCCUGGGCCGCCGCAAGGUUCUGAUCGUCAUCUCCAUCAUGAACGCCGUCUGCAUAGUCGCCUCCAGCUUCACCCAGAGAUAUGAAUACUUCUUGUUGUUCAGAUUUCUCAACGGUGCUGCCCUUGGAGGCAGUGGACCUGUGAUCUGGUCCUACUUUGCUGAAUUCCAGCCGAAGGCGAAAAGAGGUUCCAUGUUGUCGUUUAUGGCGGCAUUUUGGACCCUUGGGAACCUCUUUGUUGCUGGACUGGCAUGGCUCAUUAUCCCUUCCGGGAUCGGUUUCGACAGCCUCGCAUUCAAGUAUAACUCAUGGCGAAUCUUCCUGCUGAUCUGCGCUGCACCGUCCUUUUUAGUGGCAGGGCUUCUGCUGCUCCUGCCCGAAUCCCCCAAGUAUUUACUCAUCCGUGGACGAGAGAAGGAGGCUCUGGAAAUAUUCCGUGGCAUAUACGCGAUAAACACUGGUCAAUCGCGAACAAUGUACCCAGUGAAAAAGCUGAUAUUCGACGACUCGAGGCAUCGGUCGGAAAAGGCGAGCACCAAGCCGCAGAGCAAAUGCAAAAUGCUCUUCGGUGACAUAUUGGGAAACACUAAACAGCUGUUCAUUUCACCGAUCCUCCGUUUCACUUUAAUAUCCAUCAUAAUUAACUUCACCUUCCACAUCGGGUACUACGGGCUCAUGAUGUGGUUCCCUGAACUGUUCAACCGUUUCGACAAGUACCAAACGGCCCACCCAAAUGUCACCUCGAUAGGCAUCUGCGAGGUUACGGACUUCGUUGUCAAUAAUAAAACACAGGAAUCAAACGUAACUUGUACGAACGAAAUCUCUGCCCAAGUGUUCCAAGAGUCUCUCAUUACCGUCGCAUCUGCAAUACCUGCUAAUAUCCUGGCUGUUGUUGGAAUGGACCGUCUUGGUCGCAAGUUCUUCCUCGUCUUCAGUACCUUCUCCGCCGGUCUUUGUUCCACCGGACUAUACUUCGUGACGAACAAAACACACAACUUGAUCGUAUCAGCGUUCUUCAGCGGUGUGAUAAGCUGCGGUAACGCCGCCCUCGAUUGUCUGAUCACUGAGGUAUUUCCCACAAACCUCCGCGCCACCGGCGUGGCAAUUUCAAUGGUGGCAGCCCGUCUGGGUGGGAUAAUCGGUAACAUAGUCAUUGCUCAGCUGCUGGACACGUAUUGUCCAGCGCCCACCUUUAUCGUCGCCGCACUUCUUAUCGGAGGAGGUCUGAUGUGCUUAGGUUUACCAAACACAACGCGCCAGCCGUUGUCCUGAUACCGUUUUAAUGAAAAUUUAUUGAAAUUGAAUAUAUAAAUAUUUAUAUAUAAGAGGAAUAUAAAUUGAACAAAAAAAAAAUAAAUAAAAACUUUAAAUAAAUAAAUAACACACUCGAUUCUGAUCGAGCUCCGUUGUAUAGUCAUGAUGCAUUUGUAUUAUUAGGAAGAUGUACGUAACCGGUCUGUAUACCUUUAUUAUUGUAACAUGCCCACCCCCAAAGUUUGACUGCACUAUGCACACAUACACGCACACGCAUACGCACACGCACACACACACACGCACAGACACACACACACACACAGAGGCACAUACUCACAAAUUGCAAACGCUAACAGUACAUGUAACACAUGAUUGUACACAGAGUGGACAUAUGUAUGUAUACGUAUGUCAAAUGAAUGUGUAUUACAUGUUAGAAUGAAAAAUAUUUACUUAGUUUCCGCGUUGAAGAAGUUGGAGGUGAAAAAAAAACUGUUGAACAAUUAACAGAAAAAAACAAAACAACAACAUGUCAGUAAUGAUAUUGUGGUAUAUUUUGAUCAGAGGAACGAAGUCAGAGGUUACAAAAAGAAAAAUUAAAUAAUUGUCGCCAAGUAUAUACAUAUAUUAAAUAAACUGGAUUAUGUAAAAUUCUGAAUUACCCUAACAAUAAGCGAGGCAGCAUGCACUACAAUAUUUAUACGUAUAUUAUAUACUGAAUCACUCGGCAAGUAAUGUCGUUGUUAAAAAUUAAUUAAUUGAACAAAGCGAAUAAAAUAUGCUAAUUAUAAUGGUACAUAACUCCGUUAAAUUUAAUAUACGUAUUAUAGGUAUGUUCUACGUAUAUCAAUUACGUAAUACUUUCUUAAAUAAUGAAUAAGAUGAAGAUUUUUAUUACGAUUAAUAGUUGUGUAAUGUGAUUAACAGGUUAUUUAUGAAUCAAAAUUACGGUUUCAAAAUUGUUUGUUCACAGUUCCUCGAUUUCUUUUUCUUUGUUGUUUUUCACGUUCUAAUUCUCACUUCUGCUCCUUUGCCAAAAACAUGUAUAUAAAUCUAAAUGGUGGAGUAAGUUUCUUGCUUCGGUAAUAAAUACUCUGUAUAAAUGCCGAUUAUUUGAAACCUCAUACAGCUCAUAUACAUAUCAGCAAUAACACGAAUAAUUUGUUUUCUUACUUGCAAAUUUGAUUUCCCAAUAGAAAAAUAUAAUCAUCAUUGCAGUGGUUUGUGUUGCAAUGAAUUACUGAGGAAAGUAUUAAAGCAUAAAAAAAACAAAAAUGUCAUAUUGAGAAUCUUAGAAAAAUACACGACUCCAUAUAGGUGAAGUACGAUGAUUGUUAUUGUUUGAAACUUUUACGAUUAUAUAAAUAUUGGUUAUAUAUACAAUACCUAUACUGUACCUAUACAUAUAUAUCUAGAUAUCGUAAGCUGUUGAUAAUUUGGAUGAUUUCUUACUGUUGGUACUAAAGAGAAUCGUUGAAUACACACAAUGUAUUAUAUUAUGCCUAUUUGUACUCAGUGUUAGAAUACUCAGAAUAAAAUUAUUUGGAAUUGUAA
Molecule: messenger RNA, 3987 nt
Organism: Neodiprion virginianus
Lineage: Eukaryota; Metazoa; Arthropoda; Insecta; Hymenoptera; Diprionidae
Product: synaptic vesicle glycoprotein 2C
Exons: 9
Coding region: 799-2454 (551 amino acids)
Biological process (GO): transmembrane transport
Cellular component (GO): membrane
Molecular function (GO): transmembrane transporter activity
Source: RefSeq, a predicted model, not a curated record